Molecule: messenger RNA, 4536 nt
Organism: Spathaspora passalidarum NRRL Y-27907
Lineage: Eukaryota; Fungi; Ascomycota; Pichiomycetes; Serinales; Debaryomycetaceae
Product: DNA-directed DNA polymerase gamma
Exons: 1
Coding region: 84-3953 (1289 amino acids)
Biological process (GO): mitochondrial DNA replication
Cellular component (GO): gamma DNA polymerase complex; mitochondrion
Molecular function (GO): DNA binding; 3'-5' exonuclease activity; DNA-directed DNA polymerase activity
Source: RefSeq, a predicted model, not a curated record
ACUCUUGCCACCAUAUCGUUACAUCUUGAUCGAUAGACUUUUAUAGACUGCAUACCAUAUGAACUAGCUACAAAUCCACAGGAAUGAAACCUAUACGUACUAUACGACCGCUACUACGGUCUCAAUACACCAGACUAUGUUCACAAUUACGACAUACAACAUCAUUCUCCACUUUUUCAAGGUGUCAACAAGAAACCAUACCCACAACAUCAGAUACAGCCAAGGAGGAACCAAGAGUCAACCAACUAGGCAUUCAAUACCUUUCCAAUGACUUACACAAGAAAUUGUUCCCAACCACAUCUCCACAAGACUACCUUAAACCAAAAUAUCCCGAAUUAAUAGACAUAUCAGAGAAUCACCUUAGUCAUAAUGAGCUUUUAGGGAAAAGGACCCAGAUUACUGACCCAAUCACAAUCAAGAACUUUCCAGAAUUGAUGGGAGACUCACUAGACGAACAUUUCCACAAAUUGGCCCAACGAUCUAGUAAUCCAUAUCUUUCGAUGUGUGAAGAAUUUUUAACUGCCGAGGGAUCAGGCAUACCGCCCCGACCAGACAGCAAAAAUUGGCUAUUCCAAGCUGGAUGGACAAGAUAUACUCCAGAUGGACCCCCGGAAUCAGUGGAUUUCCCAUUAGAAAACGAAUUAGUGUUUGAUGUGGAAGUAAUGUAUAAAAUUUCACAAUAUCCAGUCAUGGCAACUUGUGCAUCUAGCAAAGCAUGGUAUGGAUGGGUAUCACCAGUACUACUUGACAUCGCCGAGAAAGACAAGAAGAAGCGGAAAAUCAACUGGGAGCACUUGAUUCCUAUGAAUUGUGCCAAACAUCGUAAAUUAAUCAUUGGAUACAAUGUGAGUUACGAUCGGGCAAGAAUACGAGAUGAAUACAAUAUUAAACAGACAAAGGCAUUCUAUCUUGAUGGCAUGUCACUACAUGUGGCCAUCAGUGGGAUAUGUUCACGCCAAAGACCCAAAUGGCAGAAGCACAGAAAGAAUCAGAAAAUCCUGGAUGAUGGUGAAUUUGAGCAUUUGGGAUUGACCGAGGAAGAGCUCAAGAAUUUGAUCGUGGAUGAAGAAUCCGAAGAUCCAUGGUUAAAGAAAGGAGCACCAAAUUCCUUGGCAAACGUUGCUGAGUUUCAUUGUGGAAUCAAGAUGGAUAAAACCGAUCGUGAUUAUUUUGCCAGUGAAGAUCCGCAAGAAGUAAUUGACAAUUUUCACAAAUUAAUGGAUUAUUGUGCUCGUGAUGUUGAAGCUACUUAUAUUGUUACCAAGAAAUUAUUCCCGGAAUUCCGACAAAGAGUUCCUCACCCAGUAUCCUUUGCCGCAUUGAGACACAUGGGAAGUUUAAUUCUACCAACCACAACUAAAUGGAACAAGUACAUCGAAUCAGCAAAUUCCCAUUAUUAUGCUAACCGUGAGAAAGUGACUGAAAGUUUAAAACAACGAGCUGUUGAGUUGGUUGAAUAUAUUGAAAAACAAGACGACAACUUAAUGCCAGACCACGAGAGCGAUCCUUGGUUAAGUCAAUUGAAUUGGGAGAUCAAACAGCCAAGAAUGAAGAAAGAUGGAACUCCGUGGUCAAGGCAAGCGUUUAUGACCGGAUAUCCUGAAUGGUAUCGAGACUUGUUCAAGAAAGAAAAGGGGAAUGAAGAUCGUGAAAUGAAUUUGACAUUACGUACCAGAACUGCUCCAUUGUUUCUUCGAUUGAAAUGGGAAGGGUAUCCUAUAUUUUGGGUUGAUUCUCAAGGCUGGUGUUUCAAAGUGCCUUACAAUGCUGACAUUAUAGAUGCUAUGGCCAAAAAGAACUAUCACGAGGCGAAAUUGACUAAAGAGGAGAUUCAAGAACACCAUGAUGUAUUACGAGGAGGAAAUGGUGAAGCAUUUGUUCUUUUCAAGAUCCCACAUCCUGAUGGGGCUGGUAAGAGAUGUACUUCAGUUCUUUCCAAGAAUUUUAUCCAAUAUUUUGAAAAUGGAACUUUAACUUCUGAAUUUGAAUAUGCUAGAGAGAUUAUGACCCUUAACAAUGAAGCCUCAUAUUGGAUGGGAAAUAGAAAUAGAAUCAUGGAGCAAUUUGUGGUUUUUAGCAAGGAAGGAUUAAACAAUUUCUUCCCUAAUAAGGAAAUCAGAAAAGAACAUAAAAACAUGGGAAUAAUAAUCCCCAUGUUGGCAACCAUGGGUACUAUCACGAGACGGGCAACUGAAAACACCUGGCUAACUGCAUCCAAUGCCAAAAAGAAUAGAAUUGGCUCAGAAUUGAAAUCGUUGAUUGAAGCCCCACAAGGAUACUGUUUUGUUGGUGCCGAUGUUGACUCUGAGGAAUUGUGGAUUGCUUCGUUAGUAGGAGACUCUAUGUUUCAAACCCAUGGGGGUACCGCAUUAGGAUGGAUGACUUUAGAAGGGGAAAAGAGUCAAAAAACAGAUUUGCAUUCCAAGACUGCCAGUAUAUUAGGAAUAUCACGUAAUGAUGCUAAAGUGUUUAAUUAUGGACGUAUUUACGGUGCUGGUGUGACAUUUGCUACUCGAUUAUUAAAGCAAUUUAAUAAGGAUAUCAGCGAUAACGAUGCUGAAACCAUGGCCAAGAAAUUGUAUGCCAGCACCAAGGGUCAAUCAAAAUAUUCUAAACAUUUCAAUGGGAAAUUGUAUUUUGGAGGAUCGGAAUCGAUCAUGUUUAAUGCACUAGAAGCAAUUGCCCAACAGGAAGAACCAAGAACGCCAGUAUUGGGAGCAUCUAUUACUGAUGCACUCAAUGCCAAGAAUUUGAAGAAGAACAAUUAUAUGACUCUGAGGGUCAAUUGGACAAUUCAAAGUUCUGGAGUUGAUUAUCUUCACUUGUUGAUUGUAGCUAUGGACUACCUUAUCGAGGAAUACAAAGUCGAUGCCCGAUUGAUGAUUACUGUUCAUGACGAACUUCGAUAUCUUGUCAAGGAAGAAGAUAAGUAUAAAGUGGCGUUAUUGUUGCAAAUUGCCAAUGUUUGGACAAGAGCUAUGUUUUGUGAACAAUUAGGUAUUAAAGAAGUACCACAAUCCUGUGCCUUCUUCUCGGAAGUAGAUAUUGAUCAUGUAUUACGAAAAGAAGUUGGAAUGGAUUGUGUUACUCCACUGAACCCGAAUCCAAUUCCCAAGGGGGAAUCAUUGGAUAUUAGAAAGUUGUUGGAAAUCUGUGGUCAUGGAGAGAUUUUGGAGAACGUGAGGCGAUCAAGAAUAAGAGGAUUAUAUUCGGAAAGAACCCCAAUUAUCAGCGGGUUGGAUAGUAACUUGAAUACUAAAGCCAAGAUAGCCAAGAUUAGAUUGCAGACAUCUGUGGACGAAGACGAAUGGAAAAAGAACCUUCGCUUGUUUGGUCAUGCAUUAAAGCAAGAGGAUCCCAGAGAUGAAACGAAGAAUGGCGGAAGCAAAGCAGCUCAAACAAAGAAAAAGUCUACCAAAGUUAAGCGUACUAAAACCAGCAGAUCUAACGAUGAAUACCCAUCAACCACAGAGAGACUGACCCGUACUACAAAUGUAAACCAUGGGAGGAACAAUGAUACUGCAGUUGAACUAUUAUCAUAUAGAGAACGACAAGAUAUCAUGUCAGCAAUAGCGGUUACAGAAAAGCAAAGGGAAGGAAAAUAUAGGGAUAAAAGUUAUACCACUACAGGAGGAAGAACCAAGAGAAAGUAUCCAAACUGGAAUAUGGAGCCGGGAAGACAAUACGUGAAAGAGGAGUUUGCAGAAUCUCCAGCCAAUGUACUAGAGGUUAUGGCUGAACCAGUGGAAUUUAAGCUGACUAUAUUUGAACCUUCAAUUGAUGAAUUAUAUGCGAGAAGCAUACAAUAUUCUGAUGUUGGGGUUCGACUAUCUCAAUUAAAUUUCGAAGACGAUCCUCAUCGAUAUUCAAGAAAUCCACAUCUGCAACAUCACCCUCCGUUUCGACGAGCGGACCUCGGUCCAUCGUCCGAAUUCAAAUCACACUAUAGAUAAGUCUAUCCCGGUUCAUCCACCAAAUAUCACUCUUCCCACUGAAAUUCCUUCUCUAUGAUUUUUUUCCCCCACAUUUUGAGACUUAACCAUUGACUAAUAAUUGCUGAAUUGUAAUUUCAGCAUUGAUACUUUGAUAUUAUUAUUAUAACAAUUGAUUGCGAAGCAAGCCGUGUAUUAAUACCUUGCUAAUCCAAUCAUUGAACUUAUAUUGCUAUGAAAAUUUAUUAUUUUAAGAUUUUGUGUGUUACACUUCUCUCUAGAUAUGAGAGGAAUUUUUAUAUUGGGAUUAUAUUUGACGAUAUAGAAUAUAUAGAUGAUUACUAGGGUAUAUGUAAUAUAUGUAUAAAUCAGAUCAAACAUCCUUACUCUGGUAAUAGUUGUAAGUGACACCUGGAACGGCUUUCGCUUCGCGUUUCCUGAACACGUAAGCGUAGCAGACCCAACCAACAAUAGAUACCGAGAUUACUAUUUUCAUUACAUUUUGAAAGUUUUUGUUUUCCAACUUGUCAGUAUACUGUUUGAUGAAUGCAACCUUAUCUUGAGCUUCCUUUUCUGGUUUUCUUUGGUACAUGUUGUUAGAAGC